AUGUCUCAGCUUCAAGACUACCGUCUCCUGACAUUUGAUGUCUACGGCACCCUGGUCGACUGGGAAGGAGGCAUUUUGGCUGCUCUCCAAACGUCUCUUCAUAGAAACGACACUCAAUUGUCCCGUGAGCAUAUUCUUCACGUCUUCCAUGAGCUGGAGCGGGAUCAACAAGCCAGAACACCAGAAAUGCAGUACUCCGAUCUUCUCUCUACCAUCCACCCUACACUGCUGCAACAACUAGGCCUCCCCACUCCCACUGCUGAAGAAAGCAAAGCUUUCGGUGAAUCGGUGGGCCAUUGGCCAGCCUUUGCAGACACCGUCGACGCAUUGAAACAAUUAUCGAAGCAUUACAAGCUCGUGGUCCUAUCCAAUGUCGACCGUGAGUCGUUUGCCAAGACCAAUGCUGGCAGUCUUCAAGGCUUUCCCUUCGAUCUAGUCAUCACGGCACAGGAUAUCGGAUCAUAUAAGCCCGAUAUCAACAACUUCAAGCACAUGCUAAGCGCUGUCAAGGAGAGAUUCGGGGUUGAGCCCAGUCAGGUGCUCCAAACCGCGCAGAGCCAGUUCCAUGACCAUCACCCUGCGCGGAAGGUUGGCAUCAAGUCCGUGUGGAUUGUACGUCCAGGAGCUAUCAUGGGCAAUCUUGAUGAAACGGUCUAUGAUUGGAAGUUUGACACGUUGGGAGACAUGGCGGAUGCAGUAGAGGCAGGCAAUUGA
Molecule: messenger RNA, 714 nt
Organism: Aspergillus oryzae RIB40
Lineage: Eukaryota; Fungi; Ascomycota; Eurotiomycetes; Eurotiales; Aspergillaceae
Exons: 1
Coding region: 1-714 (237 amino acids)
Source: RefSeq, a predicted model, not a curated record